Manduca sexta (tobacco hornworm) is the source of this 2855-nucleotide messenger RNA. RefSeq lists its product as uncharacterized. The transcript has 10 exons. Gene Ontology annotation, cellular component: membrane. NCBI's taxonomy places the organism in Eukaryota, Metazoa, Arthropoda, Insecta, Lepidoptera, Sphingidae. Gene Ontology annotation, molecular function: transmembrane transporter activity. Bases 299 to 2125 code for a protein of 608 amino acids. The record is from RefSeq and is a predicted model, not a curated record.
CGUUAGAUUACGGUCUGACUUAUCUCUGUUGUCAGUUUAUUUUUCUUGAAUUGUUUUGACUUCUGACGUUCGCGUAGAUAUCAUUUAGUAUCAUUGUGUAGUGUAAACAGCAGUAAAUUAUUGUAUUCCGCUGUGGUACAAAUAUAUUGCCUCGAGCAUUUUUAAUUUUAUUCACAGCUAGUUGAAAGCGCGAGGCCGUUGAACUCCAUAAUCAAAGAAUGUGGUGCGAAACGUAAUACAUUAUUAAUAUUCUACGGAAGUAGAUAUUAGUGAAAUAAAUUUAUUGUUUUACAUUAAAAUGAAGCUAAAAGUAGACAAAGGGCUGGUGCCAAUUAAGGCUCAUUUCUUCUUCUUUUUCGCUGCUCUGGGCCCGAUACUACCGCAAAUCAAUGUGUUCGGGCGGCAGCUGGGCGUGUCUCCGGCCGCCAUGGGGCUGGUGACCGCGGUACUGCCUCUCAUGUGGGCGACAGCAAAGCCGCUGUUCGGGUAUGCCGUGGAUUACUGGCCUGCACACAGAAAAUUGGUAUUCAUGAUGCUAAUAGUAAUAAUGAGCGGUUCAUACUGUUGUCUAUGGUUUCUACCGAUGCCCGAGCCAGAGACAACCGAGCCGCCCGUGCUCGAAUACGUAUACAAACUAAACGACACGGUAUACCUAAAACGAAUAGACAACACGACGCAAUCAGAAAAGUACAACUGUCGGUGGAACUGUUCUACGGAAUAUUUCGACGUUCACUUUUCAAACUCUUCGUUCAUAAACACGAUGUACGUCGACUCUUCAAUAGACAAUUCAUCUUGUUCUCUAAUAUCCAUGGAUAUAGACGACAUGCGCGACGGAGAGCUGACCUGCACACCUAAAGACGGAUGCAACCUCCUUUGUUACGAAGAAGGUUUAAAUACUACCAACGUAUUAAAAAUUGGCGCCAACUUAACAGCCAGUACUGCCAACCGAACGAAAAGAGAAGUUAACAACCACAUCGCGGUUGAUUUGAACAAAGUUGGUAUGAGUGAGAAGGAUGUUAGAGCUAAGGUUGCGAAGCCACUGGUGCCAGUGAUAGAAGCGAAGACGGAAAGUGACUAUAACUUCUACACGACGACGACUUUUUGGGCGUUCGUGGUGCUCUCGUGCGUGGGGACGGUGGCGUUCAAUGUCGCCAAUUGUAUCGGCGACGCUGUCUGCUUCGAUGUUCUAGGGCCCGAGCGAGGAUCUAAAUACGGGGCGCAACGCGCGUGGGGCACAGCCGGGUACGGCAUCACCGCGCUGCUCGGCGGCUGGCUUGUUGACUCAGUCUCCAAGGGGAACUACAAGGACUUCACGCCCGCCUUCGUGAUCGCUAUGGCGGCGACCGCUGUUGACCUGUACAGCUGCAGGGCGCUCACGCUGCCGUCUCUAUCCAGCCCGUCGGACUCGGGCGCGGCGCUGCGUGCCCUGCUGCGCAUGCCGCGCGUGCUCAUGUUCAUAGUGUUCGCGGUGAUCGCCGGCACGUUCGACAGCUUCAUCAUAUACUACAUGUUCUGGUUCUUGGAGGAGCUGGCGGAGGAGACAGGCUCCGUGGGCAAGAUCAAGCUGAUAGAGGGAGUGGUGACCGCUGCUGAAUGUCUCGUGGGAGAACUGCUGUUUUUCUUCUUUUCGGGUAAAAUAAUAAAACGCUUCGGUUACGGCAACACACUGACGGUGUCGCUGUUCUGCUACGCGAUCAAGAUGGCGCUCAUCUCUGUCAUACAGCAUCCCUGGCAUCUCGUGUUUGUCGCGGGCGUGAUGCAGGGUCCCACGUACGCGCUGUGCUACUCCACCAUCGUGGGGUACGCGGCGCAGGUGGCGCCCGAGGGCUACUCCGCCACCGUGCAGGGCAUCGUCGCAGGCAUGGACGACGGCGUCGGGUUCGCGCUGGGCUCGCUGGUGGGCGGCGCGCUGUACAGCUGGGCGGGGGGGCGCGCGGCCUUCCAGGUGCUGGCGGGAGUCGCGCUGCUCGCCGCCGCCGCGCACUGGGCGCUCUUCUCGCACAUGGACAGGACACAGCCAAAAGAAGAGCCGCAGGAGACAAUAGAAGAAGGAGAGAAGAUGCUGCAAGACCGAAACACAGCGAUAUAUCAAGAAACAGUGAUGCCGCUGAAGAACGACAGGUAACGAUAAUAGGCUGUAGGUAAUGGGAAAUUAAUGAGUGGGGGAUUGUGUUAAUGCCAGUAUAAUGAUGGCAACUAGCGAUGGAUAAUGUUGUCGCGGUUUGUACAGCGAUGCCUAUCUGACCGGUCUGAAGUUAGUCACGAGCGGUUUCUAUAUUUUUAGCAACUGCAGUGACAGGACUUGGACGGUAGAUGUAAAGUAAUUUUUUACUAAUAAUUGGCAUCAGCUUUAUUAAAAAACAUUUUAAAAAGUUUAUGCAGUGUUUAAAAGUAAGGGAUUAAUAUGGAAUUAACAGAAACUUUUUUUUUAUUAAUUUUAUAUGCAAUAUGUAUGAUAAAUUGAUAUUUUGCUGUCUGAAUUUAGUUUCAAACUCAAAUGAGUUUACAUAAACAAUUUUUUUUUCACAUUAAACCUGUUUAAUUGUGUUUUUAAAAAUGAUUUUUCAUAAUCCUUAAUUUUCGUUGUCGGUUCUCGUAUACUUAGUGUACAGAUAGAUGUCUAUCUAUAUUUCUAAAUACAUAAUGUAUUUAUUGCAUUGACCAGCAUACUCUGAUCCCUACCGGACAUCUUCCGUUAUAAAAAAAAAGAAACACCCCAAUUUCUUUAAUUAAUAUUUAUCAUAAGGUGCUAUUUUUAUUUACGGGUAAUCAAAGGGAAAUGUAAUUUUUGUACUAUUAAAGAUAUAUUUUUUUCAUACCAUUUAAGUAGUCAUUGAUCGGAUAUACGUAAAAAA